AUGAUCUUGCUCGAGGAAACGGGGUAUUACAGAAUUGGGGAAAUUGCCAAAGAGGCCCUGCUUGAUCUUGCUUCACAACCGGGGUCAGAUGUUGAUAAAGCUUCUGCUGUUGCUGAAGAAGAAUGUGUCGCUGGAGAUAUUCCCACAUCCAUGGAUGUUGAUGACUCUGAAAAAAUUCCUGAUGUUGGUCAGGAUGUUGAUCCAGAAGAAAGCACAGAUGUUAUUGAUGUUGACACCUUUGUCCCUGACAAGAAAAGCCGAAAACGUAAAGCUGGAGUGGCCUCUCUCAGGAGGUCCUCAAGGUCAAAAUCCACACGGGUGAUCCCUUCUACUCUAAAUCUUCCUAGCCGAGAAGACAGUGAUGUUGGUCCAACAUCACAGCCUCCUGUUCUCAAGCCAAAGGUUGAGCAUUCUCCCACCUCAAAGAGCGGAAAGGUAUCCUCUACCUCUCAUACUACCUCCCCUCGCAUCAGCUGCUCUGGAAGCUCCUCUGAAUCAGAGGUUGAGGUUAGUAAGUCAUACUCCACUCGUUUUUACACUCGUGAAGCAAAGAAUGCUCUCAAAGUGUUGGCUGCUAGGAAGUUUCAUAAUGAUAGACGUGCGGAUAAGGAUUUCUUUUCAAAGUAUAGGCUUGAUAUUCUCUUGCAAGAUAGGGGUAUGUGGGGUACGGUUGUAAAUGUUUUUCCCUAUGAUGCUGACAUUGUUAGGGAGUUCUAUGUUAAUCUGAUGACAGAAGCCUUUGACCCAAAAUCUGUCAAAUUUGGGAAAGUAUUUGUUAGGGGUAAGGUCUUUGAUUUCUCCCCAACUGCCAUUAACAAAGCAUGUUACACUGCGAAUACCAACACUGAUGAUGUUGAGGUUAAUGAUGAUGAGAUGACUAGGGAGUUGACUGGAGGGAAACUUAAGGCUUGGACCUCGAAGUUUGCUGCAUCCACUUUGUCUUGGAAAUAUUCUGUGCUUCACAAGAUUGCAGUUUACAACUGGAUUCCAAGCAAAAACACUACUGCUCUAACCAAGGAACAAGCUGAAUUUAUCUUUAAAGUUGGUAAGCUUCUGACUUUCAACUUUGGUGAGCAAGUGUUUGCUAACAUCUCUCGUGCAGCCUUUAAAUCCACAGGUGGAAGUAUGCUUCCCUUUCCAAGCCUCAUCUACAAUCUCUUGGUUCAGCAAAACCUUAAGGAGAGAGAGGAAAUUGUGCUUGUUGAAGAGAAGAAUCUACUUGAGUUUUCCAAAACCCUCCUCACUCCUGAUCGUGUCAAAGAUCUCCCCUACGAACCUCCACGUGCUGGUCCUACCUUGUCUCCUCAGCCUGAUGAUGAAGCUGACUCUGCUGAAGCUGAGAUUGACAUGUAUGGUGAAGACGAAGAUGUUGAUCGUGCGACUUCUCCUGAUGUUGCACUUGAUGUUUCCAACAUCAUUUCUGUCAAAGCACAUCUCACUAGAGAAACAUCCACAUCUCGUAAAGGCAAGGAACCAGCUGGAGAUUCAGAAGUUGAGAUUGAUCUUGAUGUUGCAUAG
Messenger RNA from Salvia miltiorrhiza (redroot sage), 1518 nucleotides. RefSeq lists its product as uncharacterized. NCBI's taxonomy places the organism in Eukaryota, Viridiplantae, Streptophyta, Magnoliopsida, Lamiales, Lamiaceae. The record is from RefSeq and is a predicted model, not a curated record. Bases 1 to 1518 code for a protein of 505 amino acids. The transcript has 2 exons.